Messenger RNA from Daldinia decipiens, 873 nucleotides. RefSeq lists its product as uncharacterized. The transcript is spliced from 2 exons. The record is from RefSeq and is a predicted model, not a curated record. Bases 1 to 873 code for a protein of 290 amino acids. NCBI's taxonomy places the organism in Eukaryota, Fungi, Ascomycota, Sordariomycetes, Xylariales, Hypoxylaceae.
AUGUCAAACCUUGGACCGCUCACCACGGCUUAUCAGCCUUAUGGCACUGGUUGCCAGACGAUACACUUGGGUCUUAGUACGGGUGCGAGCUGGCUACAACAAGGAACCAUUAGCGGUUGCCUGCCGUCAAAUUUCCAACCAGAACCUAGUUACUACUAUUCUCCGGGUGUAUGUCCGCAGGGCUAUACUUACGCUUGUACAGCGGGCGUGAUAGAUGGAACCUCAGUUGCUACUGCUGCCACAUGCUGCCCUAGUAAUUUUGUCUGCAUGAGUUCGCGAGGCAGUGACACUCCUAAUGCCUGCGUGUCGACUAUGCCCUCUGCCAAUUUCUACGUCGUAGAUGUAUUGUCGUAUCUAACGCAUUCACCAACAUUUAUCAAUACGACUAGUAUCUUUUAUGACGCUGGUAACAUUGUACAAGCUAAGGGGCCUAUUGUACGGAGGGCUGAAGAUGAUACUAAAUGGCCCCAACCAACUCCACCCAGUACUUCUACGACUGGGACUACAUACCAAACAAUAACGAAUAUGCCAGCUGGGACAGAUAAGAUAUCGACUGUGACAAGACCUAAUAGUUCCGGGUAUUACACUGCCUCCAUACAGACGGCCAGGGCCAAUAGUCUUAGUGUCGGUGCUAAAGUGGGAAUCGGUCUCGGUGUAUCACUCGGUGUUCUUUUCUUUCUUGGCUCCGUAUCAGCAGCAUAUAUAAUUGGUAUGCGGAAGGGUCGCUCUACUACCAUAGAAAUAGGAUCAAAAGCCAGCAGUAGUGAGGCAGAUACAAAUACAACGGGUCCUGGGUAUGAAUUGGAUGAGCAGAGGAGAGCGCUAGAGAUGGCUAGCUACCGAGAACCCGUGGAAUUAAUGAGCUCAUAUUAG